UUGGAGUAACAUAAGCUGCCUCAGCAAUACGUUUAACACAGUCUUAAUAUGAAUUUGAUAGAAGAAAAUUUGCAUUGCUGUUUGUUGGGCUAGUACUGGCUAAGACAAGGCAAAAUUGACCAAUUUGUCGCAUGGUAAAAUCUAUGGAAAACAAGCCCCUUUUUGCAAAUACAUUUGGCCAAAUGUCAGAAGUCUUUUGAUUGUGUAAAUUUGAACUGUCAGUAAAAUGUUUGAAAUUGGCAGAACACUAAAUGCUGCUUUAUUGCAUAAUGAGAUAAUCAGCACCAUGGAACCUCAGGUGUCAAAUGGCCCUUCAUCAAACACUCCGAAUGGCCCAUCAAGCAACAAUAGAAACUGUCCAUCACCUAUGCAGACAGGUGCUCCUACAGAUGACAGUAAAACUAACCUCAUAGUCAACUAUCUUCCCCAAAACAUGACACAAGAAGAAUUCAGAAGUUUGUUUGGGAGCAUCGGUGAAAUAGAAUCAUGCAAACUUGUUCGAGAUAAAAUAACAGCUGAUAUAAAAAAUACUGGGCAAAGUUUGGGAUACGGUUUUGUGAACUAUGUUGAUCCAAAGGAUGCAGAGAAAGCAAUUAAUACUUUAAAUGGGCUUAGACUUCAGACCAAGACCAUAAAGGUUUCUUAUGCUCGUCCAAGCUCUGCAUCAAUUCGUGAUGCUAAUUUGUAUGUUAGUGGCCUUCCUAAAUCUAUGACUCAGAAAGAAUUGGAGCAGAUGUUUUCACAAUAUGGCCGAAUCAUCACUUCCAGAAUUUUAGUUGACCAAGUCACUGGUGUUUCUAGAGGAGUUGGGUUCAUCCGUUUUGAUAAACGAAUAGAAGCAGAGGAAGCAAUCAAGGGACUGAAUGGGCAGAAACCUUCCGGUGCUACAGAACCAAUAACUGUGAAAUUUGCCAAUAAUCCCAGCCAGAAAACAAGCCAAGCACUACUCUCACAGUUGUAUCAGUCACCAAGCAGACGUUAUCCUGGGCCCCUGCAUCAUCAGGCUCAGAGGUUCAGGCUGGACAAUUUGCUUAAUAUGGCCUAUGGCGUAAAGAGAUUCUCCCCAAUCACAAUUGAUGGCAUGACCAGCCUUGUUGGAAUGAAUAUUCCUGGACACACUGGAACAGGCUGGUGUAUCUUCGUCUACAACCUUUCCCCUGACUCAGAUGAAAGUGUUCUCUGGCAGCUCUUUGGACCAUUUGGAGCCGUAAACAAUGUCAAGGUCAUUCGCGAUUUUAGCACAAACAAAUGCAAGGGUUUUGGGUUUGUCACUAUGACAAACUAUGAUGAAGCAGCCAUGGCAAUUGCAAGCCUAAAUGGAUACCGCUUGGGUGAUAGAGUUCUACAAGUAUCAUUCAAGACCAACAAAACCCACAAAUCCUGAAGUGCAGAUAUAAUGUUACAUUUACAAACAAAUGGAACUUAAAAGGCUUAUACUAAAAAUGGACUUCAUAAGCCAGUGUUGCCUAAGUAUUAACAUAGGAUAUCCUGCAACCGAGCAGGAAAUGAUUUUAUAAUGCUAGAAGACUUUGAUGCAUUGAAUGUUCUUUCAUAGCUGUUGUUGUUCAAAAUAUACAUAGAUAAAAUGUGCAGGACUUUUUACCCAGCCUGCUACUUUUUCUACCUUCUUUGAAGGUGGACCUUUUUAAGUCACCCAUUCACAUUUAAAAGAUGAAAAUACAUUUGACAUUUUUGAAAAAAACCUUCUCAAAAAGAACACAGUUGAAUUGAUUUAAUAAACAGCCACCAUCCAGACCUCCACUCCCCCACCCCCCAACCACCCUAUUCAAUAAACAGAUCUGCUGAAGCACUUCUGCAGAUGUUUUAGUUAUUCCCUUUCCUUUGAAUCAUGUAAACAUGAAGUAUUUCCUGGUUGGGAAGGGGAAUAGGGGGACCUGAUGACAUGACUUAACUUAAACAAUGUUGCCAAAGAGAUGGUCUCUUUGCUGAAAAUGGGUUUCAAAAGAUCUAUUUUUAUAAUAAAAAAGGAGAAUUUUUACAGGAUCUGGAUUUGAAAAAAAUAUUUUGACUGGCAAAUAUGGGGGAUAAAGGACAACUUUGUCACGUUCAUACUGUACUGGUACUUUUUAGGAUCAAGAUAUAUGUUUUAAAUUGGAAUGUAGGUUGCUUUUUUGAACGAUGGGAAAAAAACAGAUGAUCAUAUCUUUCAUAAAGUAAUAAUAGGGAGCGAUCUCCCCAGGCACACAGUUCCCCACAGUCAGAACCCAAAAGCAAGGAGAUUAGUUGCUAGAAAGUUUUUUUUAAGUCAUCAGUAACAGCCGGGCAUAUCAUUAAAAUUAAAGAUUUUUCCUGAAAUAAAUGUCAAAACUUCCUUAGUCGAAGUAGUAGGUAGGUGCUAAUGAAAUUGCAUAUCUUUAAACUCUAAAUAUGAACAUACACAUCACUUGUUUAUCUGAACUGUUGUUACUUGUUUGUGUUGAAUUUGUUGCCAACUUUAAUUCCAUUUUAGUCCUUGAUAUUCCAUUUUAACAAACAGGACACUAUUGGUAUUGUUUCAUCCAAUCAUUUAUUUAUUUUAUUGCCAAUCUGAUGCAUUUGCCAAAUUAAAUUUAGCUAGUUAGUUAUUUGUUUAUUUUAUCUAUUGAACGAUGUUUCUUAAGUUUGUGUCAUGUAUAUAAAAAUUGAUUUGUUUUUAUUUAUAAAUUGUAAGAACUUGGUUGUUUUGUUUCGAUGGCAAAAUGGUUCCAGGUGAUACUAAGUGAGACUUAAGUAUCUAAGUAUUUGCUUGUGCAGAAAUAACAAAUAUUGUUUAAUAUAU
Chiloscyllium plagiosum (whitespotted bambooshark) is the source of this 2779-nucleotide messenger RNA. It is a transcript of the gene elavl4, whose product is annotated as ELAV like neuron-specific RNA binding protein 4. Lineage: Eukaryota; Metazoa; Chordata; Chondrichthyes; Orectolobiformes; Hemiscylliidae. The record is from RefSeq and is a predicted model, not a curated record. Gene Ontology annotation, cellular component: ribonucleoprotein complex. Gene Ontology annotation, molecular function: RNA binding.